Molecule: messenger RNA, 1209 nt
Organism: Penicillium arizonense
Lineage: Eukaryota; Fungi; Ascomycota; Eurotiomycetes; Eurotiales; Aspergillaceae
Exons: 5
Coding region: 1-1209 (402 amino acids)
Molecular function (GO): O-methyltransferase activity
Source: RefSeq, a predicted model, not a curated record
AUGGAUAUCCAACCCCUUCAGAGCCUUUUGGCGGAAGCCAAGACCUCACUUGAAGCGUAUCAGUUGACCCAGGCCGACACAUUCCGCAUUGAAGCACAGGAAAAGGCUGCGCAACUAGCGCGCGCGCUGGAACGACCCAAAGAUGCAAUCCUCAAGCUAUCAUUUUCUCCCGUUAUUCUCAUGGCUGUCAUGACGGCCCAUGAUAUGGAUGUAUUCCCUGUGCUAGCUCAGGCGACCUUGCCAGUGCCUCUGGCCGAAUUGGCGGCAGCAAAGCCGGCAGAUCCUCUUCUCGUCGAGCGCAUUAUGCGAGUCCUGGUCGCCAAUGGCUUCGUAGAAGAACCCGCUCCCAGCGAAUACCUGCCCACCGAGUUAUGCAAAGAAAUGACACAGCGUACAUCGAUUGGAGUUGUGGGAUCACUCUUCCAUGAGUUCCUGCCCUCGGUCCAGAAAGUCCCCGAAUAUCUCCAAUCCACCAACUAUCGCAACCCAGAUGAUCCCUUGUUCGCCCCUCUUCAAUACACGCACAAUAUAAAGAUAGACGGAUUCACCUGGCUUUGCCAGAAUCCUGAAGCUUUGACUCGAUUCAAUAGCUUCAUGGAAGGACAGCGGGCUGACCGUCCACACUGGGGUGACUGGUUCCCUGUUCACGAACAGCUUCUCGAUCACCCUGACGUGACUGCUGAGGCACCACUUCUAGUAGAUCUUGGUGCUGGUCGUGGGCACGACUUGAUUGGAUUUAGGAAGAGAUUCCCGGAUGCUCCGGGUAAGCUGGUACUGGAGGAUCUAUCGUCUGUUAUUGAUGAAGUACGCGGUGCGCAAGAUCUAGAGACGGCUUCUAUUGAGACAGUUGCACAUGAUUUCUUUGCUGAGAUUCAGCCGGUUCAAGGGGCGCGCGCAUACUAUUUCAAGAAUGUGUUGCAUGACUGGUCUGACGAGAAAGCGACCAUCAUAUUUAAUCACCUGAAGCCGGCUAUGAAGCGCGGUUUCUCGAAGGUUAUCAUGGAAGAGUAUAUUCUUCCUGACCAGAAUGCUCGCUCGCUUCCUUGUAUGACAGAUAUCGCUGUGAUGGUAUUCUGCUCGGGAUUGGAGAGAACUCGUCAGCGCUGGAGUAAUCUGCUAACAUCCGUGGGUCUCCGAGUCUUAAAAUUCUGGGUGUGCGAAGGCGAUGGAUUAGGAAUUGUGGAAGCCGAAUUGGCAGAGAGCUCUUGA